CUUCUGGCUCUGAGAUUCCAUUACCUCUACAAGCUGAGCCCAACCCUAGGAGAUCAAGCUACUGCUUUGCUUUGACUCCUUGGAUACCCAGGUGAACUCAGGUCUUCAGAAUAAUUAGGUCCUUGGCCCCUGUCAACCUCCUUGCCUCUCUAGGAGUGCGGGAGAGCCAGCAGCCACUGAUGCAUUUGCUUGGGAGUUUCCUCCAGCAGAGCUUGCCCCUCCAGCUCCUGUUGCUGGUGGGGGUACCUGUGGCUGUGCUCCUGCUGGUACAGUGCCUUUGUUGGGGCUGCCCCAGAAGCAGGCACCAAGAGAGGUCAGAGGCCCCACAGGAUGUGGAGGAGCCAGUCCCUGAGCCCUUCUCCUCGCCAGAGGAUGAUGCCCCAACGCAGCAUCCACCAGCCACCCUGACGGAGAUGGCCAACUUCUACCAGGAGCUGCUCAUGCCCACUGAGGGCCGAACUGUCAUCCGACAGCUGAUGAACAAGCUCUUGGUGUUUGCAUGGCGUGAGGUGGAUCACCAAGGGGGCUGUCUGCUGCUCAAGGACAUGGGCAUCUCUCUGUUCAUCCCACCAGGGGCAGUAGCUCUGGGACGCCGGGAGCAAGUGUCCCUGACCCUGGUGUGGGACCUGACUGAUGCCCCGUCACUUUUGAGUAGCCAGGCCUUGGUGAGCCCUGUAGUGGCAUGCAGCCCCCAUGGAGCCUCCUUCCUGAAGCCCUGCACUCUUACUUUCAAACACUGUGCUCACAACUCCAGCUAUGCCUGUAUCUAUUCCAGCAGCACUGCCCUACUCGAUGACAAGAACUGGAAGCCCCUGGGACAGCCUGGGGCUCACACUUCGAGAGAUGAGUGUCGAAUCCCCCUCUCCCACUUCAGUCUCUAUACCUGCGUGCUGGAGGCUCCCAAUGAAUAUGAUGCCCGAAAGUGGUUGCAGCUAGCUGUAUUCUGCUCAGCCCUGGUACCAGGACAGUCACACCUACAGCUGCGUGUCUACUUCCUCAACAACACACCAUGCGCCCUGCAGUGGGCAAUGACCAAUGAGGAGCCCUAUGGUGGGCGCCUCCGUGGGCCCUGCCAACUCUUUGAUUUCAUGGGGACUCGAGGGGACCAGUGUCUGAAACUCAAGUACAUCUCUGAAGGCUGGGAAAAUGUGGAUGACAGCAGUUGCCAGAUGGUACCCUACCUCCACAUUUGGCAUGGAAAGUGCCCCUUCCGCUCCUUUUGCUUCAAGAAAAAAGCAGGAACCGAUGAGUACGAAGAUAAUGCAGCACUGACCAGUGAAAUUAUCGUCACUAUGCACACCUUCCAGAAUGGCUUGGAGACCAAGUACAUGGAAAUCCUAAGGUUCCAGGCAUCAGAGGAGGAAAGCUGGGCAGUGCCACCUCCAGUCUCCCGACCUGCCCCAUGCAACAGGCUGCCUCCAGAGCUCUUUGAGCAGCUGCAGAUGCUGUUGGAGCCAAACAGUAUCACCGGCAAUGACUGGCGCAAGCUGGCAUCCCUUCUAGGGCUGUGUGGCAUGAAGAUCAGGUUCCUGUCCUGCCAGCGAAGUCCAGCAGCUGCUGUCCUGGAGCUGUUUGAGGAGCAGAAUGGGAGCCUCCAGGAGCUUCACUACCUCAUGACGUCCAUGGAGAGACUGGACUGUGCCUCGGCCAUCCAGGUCUACCUUAACAGCAGGCAGAACCGACCUUCAACACCAUCAGGCACUCAAGCCAUUGCCCACAAGACUGAGUUCGGUGAAGACCUGGAGCUGGACGUGAAACUUUGAGCCGAGGCAAUAGCUAUACUACCUUCCCUAGGGUAGCAGGGCUGGGCAAAGCUUGGGAAGGGGCUCUGCUUUCAGAAUCCCUUUCUCCGGGGGCUUUAGGUUGGACACCUGGGCAGUUUUUCCUUUGGGCCUCAGGGAGUGAGACAUCUACCACCAACAGGUUGGUCCUGGGGCUAGCACCAGUGUACCUUUGUCAGGAGAUAUCAGCCCUUUUCUUAGUUACUCACUCACUGCCCUCUGAACUGAGCAGGGGACUGCAAAAUGGGAUCAGGGAAAGCUACCCUCCUUGCAUCCCACUCCUCACUUUAUAUUUCCACUAACCACCAAAAUCAGGGAAGGUUUGGAGAGAAGCAAGACAGCUGGGGCAUGAAGAUCUUUCAGGCUUGGCCAAAUUCUUCUCUGCAGACCUUAUCUCCUCAGCAGCAGCAGGGUGGAGAUAAUAGAAGCCUAGCCUAAAUCCUCCAAGUCUCAUCAGCCCCUGGACUAUUAGGGGUGGAAGGCACCUUAGAUAUCAUUUCACUCUACUCCCUCAUUUUAUACAUGAGGAAACUGAGAUCUGGAGAGUUUAUGGAACUUGUUCAGGUGAUGGCCUAUCGAGAGGACUGAAAUCAAUAGCAUUUUUUUCAGUAUCUAAUAUCUAUAUGGCAAUAUGCCAGACACUGUGGGGGAACAUGAUAAAAAUAGAAAAUCAAGUCUCUGCCCUUCUGGAACCCAUGAUUCUGGUUGAGAUGGUGAGGCCAACAGGAUUGAAACUACAGCAAACACCACAGAUGCAGACAAUUAACACUCUGAGUUCAGAGGACUAGUUGGUGUGGGGAUGAAGUGGUCCAUGAAGGCUUCUUGCAGGAGGUUGAAUUUGAGCCACACUUUGAAAAGGGGUGAGGUAGGAUUAGAACACAGGGGAGAGAAGAGCAGAAGAAAUUCUAGGCAAGUCAGAAGAACAUGGCCAAAGGUGUGGGGGCAGGAUUGAGUGUGACAUGUCUGGGUUCGUGUGAGAGGACUACCCUGUUAGUGAAGGUGAAGGGAGGGAAGACAAGAGGAGAUCCAGAGCCUUGACCUCACCUGCCUGCCCAGCUAUUUCUGUUCCAUCUUUCCACAGCUUUCAAUCUCUGUACCUCUUGAUCAGAAUGUUAGAAAUGGAAGGGAAGUUUAAGGUCAUGGUAUCUAAUCCACUUAUCACUGCAUUAUAGAUUUAGAGCUGUUCCCCUCUGUUUCUCCUUUCUUAUCUGUGCCUAUAUCUCUGUCUCAAUUUUUUCUGUCUCUCUGAAAUUCCCAGCAGACAGUGUUUGUGUGUCAAAGUUCCCCAAAGGCUAUUUUUAAAAAAUUGAGAAAUGGGUAGAUAUUUUAAUCAUACCUAAGAAAAAGGGUUAGUUUAAAAAGAUAUGUCUCUGGCUAUGGAAUGAAUCCAAUCUAGUACUGGUAAUUCUUAUGGCCUAAUGGGUGCUGAGUUGGCCAAGGACAGGCAAAGCAUCUAUUUGGCAACAAAUAGUUUGGCUUUCCGUUGUACUUGAACAAAAUAAAAUGAUGUUUUCUUGCAAA
This is a messenger RNA of Phascolarctos cinereus (koala), 3302 nucleotides long. RefSeq names its product unc-5 family C-terminal like (gene UNC5CL). The record is from RefSeq and is a predicted model, not a curated record. Gene Ontology annotation, biological process: positive regulation of JNK cascade; positive regulation of canonical NF-kappaB signal transduction; netrin-activated signaling pathway. Lineage: Eukaryota; Metazoa; Chordata; Mammalia; Diprotodontia; Phascolarctidae. Gene Ontology annotation, molecular function: protein binding; netrin receptor activity. Gene Ontology annotation, cellular component: membrane.